AUGAUGGCAACUGCGGACAUGGUGGACUUACCGCCAGAUGAUGCAGGUCUUGAGUUUCAGGACUUGUUCAGCACGCGCAUGGAGAACCCACUGAUGGCAGAGCCAGUUGGGCCCACACAUUUGGCACUUCCAGACGCAGAUGAUUGUCCAGAAGAGAUGGUUGCCUUUACGGGUGAGGGGUCGUGGGCGCAACAGUCUUGCACAUGCAAGGCAAAAUGCCUUGACAAGCUGAGAGAAGACCAUGCUUGUUUUGCACGAGCCCAGAGAUUCCAAGAGAUGUUGCGAGACAUGACACCAGUUGACAAGACCAACUUGGUCUUUGACAUGGUGCGACGAAUGAGAACUAGUGACAAGUGUGUGUGGAGAGGCUCUAAACCCUCAGCUGCCCAGUGGGUCUUCCUGGGCCACUGUGUGUGUUUCAAGGCCUUUCUGAUCCUUACUCAAUCCUCAAAGACAUUCCUCAACCGGUUGAUUGAGGCCAUUGAUGCUGGUGCAGUGGUUGCACCACAAGAUGGCAGAAAGACCCGGGAGAAGCGUGAGGCUCCACAGAUGGCAAGUGCUGACACCUUCUUUUCCAACAUGUGGAGUUUUCUUGGUGAAUCGUUGGCAGAAACUGCCCUUCCCGAUCCAGACAGUGAAGAGAAUUUUUUUGAGGGAGUUUCAGAAGCAGAUUUUGAUGCUCUCACCAGGGAAAGGGGAGCAAAGGAUGUUUACAAUGAGUUUGUCCUCGGUGAUGCCAACCCUAGUAUUGCAGCUGCUAUGCCACCAAAUGAGCGGGAGGUAAGAUGGAUUCCACACACCAAUAUUGCUCAGAUGUAUGAGCAAUACAAGUUCCAGCAUAGCAGCGACUCUGAACCAUUGUGCAGUAUGUCAGUGUUCUAUCGGUGCUGGAAAACUCGAUGGUGUGGUGUCAUCCGCAUCCGGCGUGCAUCCCAACAUGCACAGUGUGAAACCUGUGCAAAGUAUGCUCAGUGGCGACUGAGGGCACGCUCCGAGCAAGAGAAGGGUGAAACCCAGGCUGCCUAUUCAAAGCAUUUGUCCCAGGUGUUUGCUGACAGGGAUUUGUCAGCAAGGUACAACACACACUCAGAGCAAAGCUGUUCAGAGCAAACCCAGAUUCCAUUCAGCAAGCGCACCCUGAUGCUAUCUUUAGAUGGCAUGGACCAGGCCAAGUUUAAAUGUCCUCGUCAUUGUGGAACCGGGAAGUUGCUCGAGACAAACUGGCGUCCUGUGCUUCACUGCAGCUGCGUGAUAAUCCAUGGACUGGCAGAAAUCUAUUUUCUGGCUAAUGCUGACCAGAAGAAGGAUUCUAGCUGUCAGAUGCAGAUGCUGUGCCAAUCGCUGGAGUGGGCAUCACACUUGUUGGACAAGCGGGGCCUCCCGCUUCCACAGCAUUUGCAGAUCCAAUCGGAUAACACAGCCCGAGAGGGCCGGAACCAAUGGCUGAUUCUAUGGGCUGCAGAGCAAGUUGCAAGUGGACGUUUCCUUUCAGUAUCCACACCAUACUUCAGGGUUGGCCAUACACAUUGGAUUGUCGACCGUCGAUUCAGUGUGGUAGCCGGAAUCCUUGCUCGCGCCAAAGUCUUGGAAACACCUGAGGCCUUUUGCCAAGAGAUCAAGCAGAACCUGGAUCCUCUUCCAGGGCAUUUGUUGAUCGUUGAGAAAUUGGAUGCAGUGUGGGAUUUUCAUCCUUGGUUGCAACGUCUUGGGGUUAGCUUGAGCGGAAUCGCAAUUCUAGGAGAUGGUCUACCAGUGGCUCAUUCUUUCCGGCUGGUCCGCCGGCAAGACCUCGCAGAGUAUUCUGGCGCACAUCAGUGGAAGAUAGACAAGGACUUGUUGGAAGGUACUGUGCAGCAGCAGGAGAAGGAUGCAGUGUUGCUGGCAAAGAAAUGGAUCACAAGACCGGAUCUGAAGCCUGUGAGCCCCCAAAAAUUUCAUUUUACAUGCCUGAGGUUCAUGGCGGCUUCCCAUUCUUGUUUUUGUGCAGCUCCAGGCUCGUUGCUGCACCAUGCAGCGCAAAACAUGUACCAGGUAAAGACCUCCAAUCAGCUGCGAGUGGAUGGACUUCUGAUAGUUGAAGGUAGUUUGGUGCCGGCACGUCAGUCCCUGCCAUGUUAG
This is a messenger RNA of Durusdinium trenchii, 2118 nucleotides long. The record is from the annotation of a GenBank genome assembly. NCBI's taxonomy places the organism in Eukaryota, Dinophyceae, Suessiales, Symbiodiniaceae.